CCGGUUUCGGUUUGGUAUAUAACCAAAACUCAAUUCCAGAACCAUAAUCCUCCGUCCCCGUCUGUUCUCUCUCCCGGUGAGGUGACUAUAGAGUCUCGUAGCCGUCGCCGUUGGCUUAUCCUCUUAAGGUGAACGAAGUUUGCAUCACGAACUCGUGUCAAAUUUGGUAGAUUCAGGUUUCCCGUUUCGUCCCCAUGGCUUCGCCACCAGAGGAGAUGGAUGAUGAUGAAAUUCAAUCCCCGCCAAAGAGCACUUACAAGGAUCCCGACGAUGGAAGGCAACGAUUCUUACUUGAACUUGAAUUCAUUCAGUGUCUCGCCAAUCCUACUUACAUCCAUUACCUGGCGCAGAAUCGGUAUUUUGAAGAUGAAGCAUUUAUUGAGUACCUCAAGUAUCUUCAAUACUGGCAGCGACCUGAGUACAUCAAGUUCAUUAUGUAUCCACAUUGCCUAUAUUUCCUCGAACUUCUUCAAAACCCCAACUUCAGGAGUGCGAUGGCCCAUCCUGCAAGCAAGGAAUUGGCACAUAGGCAACAGUUUUACUAUUGGAAGAACUACAGAAACAACAGGCUGAAGCACAUUCUACCUCGUCCUCUUCCAGAGCCUGUAGCUCCACAACCGCCACCUGUGCCUUCAUCUUCUCUUCCUCCUGCCCCAUCUGCACCUCCUGCUGCUCCCUCUCCAGCUAUUUCUCCGAUGCAGUACAACAAUAAUAUGCUUCCUAAGAACGAGUCGCGGAAUAUGGUUUCUGCUGGAAUUGACCGUAGGAAGAGAAAGAAAGGUCCAUAAGCAUAUCUCGCCCUGAAGCAAACACCAUGGUGUCCGGGGAUAUCUUUCCUACGUAUUCUAGAGAGGGAAACAUGCUUGACUCAGGUUACAGAAAUGUUGAAGACUCUGGGCAUAGAGAUUGAUGAUAUUAAGCCUGUCGGCUUUAUAGUAAAUGGUAGUUGUGAGAUUGAUUCUGUUUCCUAUUUUUCGUUGCUCUAGGCUCCAACAGAAGCCUUACUCAUACUUUUACCAUAUUUGUUUCGUUAUUCCAAUGAAUGUUCUUUCUUAUGCA
Molecule: messenger RNA, 1059 nt
Organism: Raphanus sativus (radish)
Lineage: Eukaryota; Viridiplantae; Streptophyta; Magnoliopsida; Brassicales; Brassicaceae
Product: mediator of RNA polymerase II transcription subunit 31
Exons: 7
Coding region: 195-788 (197 amino acids)
Biological process (GO): regulation of transcription by RNA polymerase II
Cellular component (GO): core mediator complex; mediator complex
Molecular function (GO): transcription coregulator activity
Source: RefSeq, a predicted model, not a curated record